Salvia hispanica is the source of this 582-nucleotide messenger RNA. The record is from RefSeq and is a predicted model, not a curated record. NCBI's taxonomy places the organism in Eukaryota, Viridiplantae, Streptophyta, Magnoliopsida, Lamiales, Lamiaceae.
AUGUGGAUGGAGGUAGUAGAAGCUCUCGUGCCCCAUUACAAGUUGAAGUCACUGUCAAUCAGUGGAUAUGAGGGCUCAAGGCUUCCGCAUUGGAUGUCAUCGCCCGUCAACUUUAUAAAAGUGAUUUAUCUGAUUGGUUUGAGUGAGAUGUCAUCAUUGCCGGCUAUGGGGAAACUACCUAUGUUGGAAGAGCUCUCUGUUGGAUAUGUGAAGCGAUUGAUGUUUGUUGGACGGGAAUUUUUAGGAAUAGAAACUUCAUCUGAUAUUGUUGUUGAUGCAUUUCCUAAACUCAAGGAAUUGAGAUUUGAUAGUUGCGAUGUAUGGGAGGAGUGGGACGACAUAACGGAGGAAGAAGAAUCUGCGACCAUCUCCAUCAUGCCAUGUCUCACUGACUUGAUGAUCUAUUCGUGUGAGAGUUUAAAGAAGCUGCCGCAUCGCCUCCUUCGUAAGGUCUCCUCGUCUUUGCUGUUGUUGAAUAUCGGAGAUUCAUCAGAGCUGAUAAAAACAUACGGAGAGGACAAGGAAGGUUCAGCUUGGAGAUCCAUAUCCCAGCAUAAUCCCAAACUUCAACUUUACCAGUAG